CAUGAGUCACAAUCAUUACUAUAGGAUCAUCGUGGUCGGGGCGCUUCUGCAGCUGACCGCUCUCACGUCACCCACCGGUGCUGUCCGUUACGUGCCAAAGUGGAAGAAGCAGGCCUGUGAACUGCCAACGCCGCAAAACGAAUACUCGCACUACGUCUGCGACGAUAACGGUGACGUAAAGUGUCUGCCCGGAUGGACAGGCGAUCUGUGUGACGUACCGAUCUGCAAGAAAGGAUGUGAUCCUCUGCAGGGAUACUGCAAGCGACCGGGCGAAUGUCGUUGCAAGCUAGGAUUUUACGGUGAAAACUGUAACCGUUGCAUACCGCUGCCGGGAUGCCAGCACGGCGGCUGCCAGGUUUCGUUCGAGUGCGUCUGCCAUAAGGGAUGGGACGGCAUCUUCUGUUCGGAACCAAUCUGCCGCUCCGAUUGUCACCCAUCGCGUGGAUACUGUGAGGCACCGGGAGAGUGCCGUUGCCGGUUGGGAUGGGCCGGACCGACCUGUCGCGAUUGUCAGGUACUACCCGGAUGUAUGCACGGAACCUGUACGAAGCCGUUGGAAUGCAAAUGUCUCCCAGGAUGGACUGGAAUACUGUGUCAGACGCCGAUCUGUGCUUCAAACUGUAGCCGAGAGCAUGGGUACUGUAGGCGCCCGGGAGAGUGUCGCUGCAAGGUUGGCUGGAUGGGACAGGAUUGUGGUAAAUGUCAUCCGUAUCCUGGUUGCGUAAAUGGUGACUGUCGCCGACCGUGGGAAUGUAACUGUAAGCCUGGCUGGGGUGGAAUGCUGUGCGAUGAGGAGCUCAACUAUUGCGAAAAGAACCCAGACACCUGCCAGCACGGUGGAAAGUGUAAGUCUUUAAUCAAGGACGAUGGAUUUUAUCGCUGCGAAUGUCCCACCGGAUACAAGGGACGUAACUGCGAGAUUCUACCCAUGUCCAUGAUGACUUCGACCAGCAGCAGUACCACAGAAGCUUCAACAUCUACAAUGACCGAGGUGUCCAGUAGUGAUACUUCCUCGGAACUGUCCACGACUACGAUCGCAAUGGAGAGUCUAGAAACGUACCGUAAUGUAACCCAAUUGACGACCGGCGAAGAUUACCUUAACGAUGAAUACAGCUCGGAAGAUCUGGACAACGAAGCCUGA
Molecule: messenger RNA, 1141 nt
Organism: Anopheles maculipalpis
Lineage: Eukaryota; Metazoa; Arthropoda; Insecta; Diptera; Culicidae
Product: delta-like protein C
Exons: 5
Coding region: 2-1141 (379 amino acids)
Biological process (GO): cell communication; anatomical structure development
Cellular component (GO): membrane; cell surface; extracellular region
Molecular function (GO): calcium ion binding; signaling receptor binding
Source: RefSeq, a predicted model, not a curated record